Athalia rosae (coleseed sawfly) is the source of this 3347-nucleotide messenger RNA. RefSeq names its product ATP-binding cassette sub-family G member 4. Lineage: Eukaryota; Metazoa; Arthropoda; Insecta; Hymenoptera; Athaliidae. Gene Ontology annotation, molecular function: ATP binding; ATP hydrolysis activity; ABC-type transporter activity. The record is from RefSeq and is a predicted model, not a curated record. Gene Ontology annotation, cellular component: plasma membrane. The transcript is spliced from 13 exons. Bases 409 to 2328 code for a protein of 639 amino acids.
GGCGAAUCGUGAUACUGACAAUAAUGUUAGUUGGUGGUAGAUCGCCGGACGACGGUUAGUUAGUCAGUGCAAAACAAGCUCCAUAAACAGUCGGAACAGAAAAGCGUUCGAGGAAGAAGAGCCUUCCGUUGUUUCCGGCGUUCAAUUAUCGCAAUAUAGUGCAAAUUGUUAACACAGAUAUUCGGCAAAACUGGUUCCUUUUUCAAUUGAUUAUACUCGAAAUCGAUUUACCGCAAAUAUCGUUAAACGAGCGCAAAAUUAUGUGCGUCGUGCGAAGAUCAUUCCCUCGAUGACCACGGGCCAGUGAACGUCGUUCUCUUUCAACCGGAGCGUACGAUCUUCGAGGAGGAGAGAAACAAAAGAAAAAAAAAAACAAGAAGAAGAAGAAGAAGAAGAAGUUAUCCGAUCAUGGAGGUGCUGAUGCACGAGGCGUCGAGGGCGCCGGAUGCGACGUAUAACCCUGAAGUGAGUGCUGCACCCGCGGGAUCAAUCGCCGUGGACCAAACUGCGAACGGCCUUGUUCAGCCGGUUUCUAUGACAAAGCCAAAAAAACAACCGGUCGACAUACUUUUCGAAGAUCUUUCCUACACGGUAUCACUCGGUUUCAGAAAAGGUGAGAAGAGAAUCUUACACAGGAUUAAUGGAAGAUUACCAGCCCGAGAGCUAAUUGCAAUUAUGGGACCCUCCGGUGCUGGAAAAUCAACCCUUCUCGAUGUCCUUUCGGGAUAUCGCAUCACGGGGGUCGAAGGAACAGUUCUGGUCAACGGUCGCUCUCGUAAUCUGAACGUUUUCAGACGGUCCAGCGCUUACAUCACACAGGAUGACAGACUGCAACCUCUUUUAACGGUCAUUGAAAACAUGAGGAUAGCAGCAGAUUUGAAGAUGAAAACCAGCACUUCAAUCUACGAAAAGGAGGCUACCAUAGAAGAGAUCCUCACCAAACUUGGCCUCUACGGGCACAUGCACACUAGGGCCAGCAGGCUCAGUGGGGGUCAAAAAAAGAGACUGUCCAUCGCUUUGGAAUUGGUGAACAAUCCUCUCGUUAUGUUUCUGGACGAACCCACCACAGGUUUGGACAGCUCAUCCUGUACACAAGUUGUGAAAUUAUUACAAGUUCUCGCGCGACAAGGACGAACUAUAGUUUGUACCAUUCAUCAACCGAGUGCUUCGCUCUUCCAACUUUUCGAUCAGGUGUACGUCCUGGCUAGAGGGGAAUGUCUGUACCAAGGGGCAGCGAGUCAGAUGGUUCCGUACCUGGAUAGUGUGAAAUUGCCUUGUCCAGUUUAUCACAAUCCAGCGGAUUAUGUGAUAGAAUUGGCGUGCGGGGAACACGGCGAGGAUAAAAUCGACACAUUGGUCGGGGCGAUGCAAAAUGGUAGAAGUAUUCAAUGGUUUACAAAUCGUGACGCGAUAUUGGAUGCGGUUGCCUUGCGUGCUAAACACCCGCUGAAAGAAUCUGGUUUCUAUGAAAAAGUAUCGAGCCAGGAAACUUCGCAAUGGAAUCAAUUGAAAGUUCUUCUCAGAAGAGGAUACCUGAAAACCAAAAGAGACACUACACUGACCCACCUCCGCUUAGCUGUAAACAUCUUCACUGGGAUUAUGCUUGGAACAUUGUUCUUACACGCCGGUGAUGAAGGCGCCAGAGUUUUGGAUAACUACAAUCUCCUCUUUUCCAUCCUCAUGCAUCACAUGAUGACCACUAUGAUGUUGACCAUACUCACCUUUCCAACCGAGAUGAGCAUUCUGCAGAAGGAACAUUUCAACCGGUGGUACAGUCUGAGAUCUUACUACAUCUCCGUCACUCUGGUAGACAUUCCGGUUUCCAUAGUUUGCUGCCUCUUGUUCACGGUGAUCGUUUACUUCAUGUCGGCGCAGCCUCUCGAAAUCGAACGAUUUUCCAUGUUCCUCGCUAUAAGUUUGCUGGUCUCCUUCGUCGCUCAAAGCUUCGGACUCAUGAUCGGAGCCGUAUUCAACGUCGUGAACGGAACUUUCCUCGGCCCGACCAUUUCCGUACCGAUGAUGAUGUUUGCCGGCUUCGGAGUGAGCUUGCGCGAUCUGCCGCCCUAUCUGAAAUGGGGUAGCUACGUCAGUUACCUGCGAUAUGGGCUCGAAGGAUACGUCGGUGCGAUCUACGGACUGGAUCGGCAAACGCUCGCCUGUCAAACGGAGCAAUACUGUCACUACAGAUACCCGAAAAAGUUCCUCAUGGAAGUAGCGAUGGACCCGGAUCAGUUUUGGUUCGACAUAUCCGCGCUGGCCGUCAUUUUACUACUGACUCGUCUCAUAGCCCUCCUGUUGCUCAGGUUCAAGCUGAUCUCGUCUCGAUAAAUAAAACUAACAUAAGCACCGCAUAGCAGUUCGGGUGCGAUCAGACGCUAGGAUAAAACUACAUAUUUAUUAUGUGCGGGGUGUUGAGAAAUCGCGACGCGUCUAUUGGUCGGUAGCGGCCGCUGAGGACACGAGAAAUAAAUCGGUUCAAUUUUUUCGCUCCUCCUCGGUAUAAGCGGUAACGGCCAAGUCACGGACCGACGGCGGAGUGAAUUUUUCUUAUCUCCGACAAUGAUAUUAGCUACGCGAAGAAGACUUGGAUGAAUUUGUCCGACCAAACACCUCGAUACCGUUUAAAAGAUGGGCGCGGUGAGCGCGAAACUUUCAUUGCAUCGGGAUAAUCCCAGAGGAUAAGUAGCGACUAGAUUUCGUAGAAUAAAAUCAAUUGAUUGCAAUAACUCGUACGAGAGUCUGGAUUAUCCUUGACUCGCGUUAAAAAAUAGGCCGCGCGCUGCGCACUUGCGCUUCGGAUCAGACGUUGAACUCCCUCCGUAUACGUUGGUGUAAUUACCGUGCAGGUAUACGAAGAUGUUGACGGCACUUUUCGGGGGGCUCAUUUUUCAGCGACUUUUCUCAUCGAUCGUCGGGCUAUACGCGUGACACCGCUUUUCUACGUGCGUUAUAGCGUGAGUCGACGGGUAUGAAAAAAAAACGAAAUUGAGAUCAAAGAAAAAAUGUAACCAUGGUAAAAAAUCAUACGCGGUAAAUUUAUCAAUGCAAUUUUAUUCGUAUUAUAUUAUUAUAGUCAACCGUUGCUCAAUUUUUGAUAAACCAAACCGAUUCAUAUCUAUAUAUAUAUAUAUAUACACGGUAUUUUGUUAACGGUGUGAUGUACACGGACGAAAUAUUAAUCAACCUUACAAAAUGAUAAUUAGAUAUAAUGGUUAGAAUUUUAUACCUCUGUAAGAUUUACAAUUAAUCUUAAAAUUGAACGAAUAUGGUCAUUUUUAUUUGACCGUUUGUUAAGAUUAAAUUAAAAAAAAACUGUAAAUAAUAAAAGUGUGUUCACUUUUCCAAUA